UCGGUGUAUCGGUGUGGGAAGCAGGAGAGAAGGGGAUCACAAGCCUGUGUUCAUGUUUGGGAUUCAGGAAAGCAUACAGAGGAGUGGGAGCAGUAUGAAGGAGGAGCCCCUGAGCAGCGGAAUGAAUGCUGUCCGGACGUGGAUGCAGGGAGCCGGGGUGCUGGAUGCUAACACGGCCGCGCAGAGCGGCGUGGGAUUGGCAAGGGCACAUUUUGAGAAGCAGCCCCCUUCCAAUCUGAGGAAGUCCAAUUUCUUCCACUUUGUCCUGGCUCUCUACGACCGACAGGGGCAGCCCGUGGAGAUUGAAAGGACAGCCUUCGUGGGCUUCGUGGAAAAAGAGAAGGAAACCAGCAGUGAAAAGACCAAUAAUGGAAUCCAUUACCGACUACAGCUGCUCUAUAGCAACGGUAUUAGGACAGAACAGGACUUUUACGUACGAUUAAUAGACUCCAUGACCAAACAAGCCAUUAUCUAUGAAGGGCAGGAUAAGAAUCCAGAGAUGUGUCGGGUUCUACUCACACACGAGAUCAUGUGCAGCCGCUGCUGUGACAAGAAGAGCUGCGGGAACAGAAAUGAGACUCCCUCCGAUCCAGUGAUUAUUGACAGAUUCUUCCUAAAAUUCUUCCUUAAGUGUAACCAAAACUGCCUGAAGAAUGCUGGGAACCCUCGUGACAUGCGAAGAUUCCAGGUCGUUGUAUCUACUACCAUAAAUGUGGAUGGACAUGUGCUAGCAGUGUCAGAUAAUAUGUUUGUACAUAAUAAUUCCAAGCACGGAAGAAGAGCACGCAGGUUGGAUCCUUCGGAUGGGACACCAUCCUAUCUGGAACAUGCAGCUACUCCUUGUAUCAAAGCGAUCAGCCCGAGUGAAGGAUGGACUACCGGAGGGGCCACCGUCAUCAUCAUAGGAGACAAUUUCUUUGAUGGCCUACAAGUCAUAUUUGGAACCAUGUUGGUAUGGAGUGAGUUAAUUACGCCGCAUGCCAUCAGAGUACAGACCCCUCCCAGACACAUCCCAGGCGUGGUGGAGGUCACAUUAUCCUAUAAAUCCAAGCAGUUCUGCAAAGGGACGCCCGGGAGAUUCAUUUACACAGCUCUAAAUGAACCCACCAUUGACUACGGCUUUCAGAGGCUUCAGAAAGUGAUCCCUAGGCAUCCGGGUGACCCAGAGAGAUUACCAAAGGAGGUCAUUCUGAAGAGAGCAGCAGAUCUGGUGGAGGCACUGUACGGGAUGCCACACAAUAAUCAGGAAAUUAUAUUGAAAAGGGCAGCUGACAUUGCUGAAGCUCUGUACAAUGUUCCAAGGAACCACAGCCAACUUCCUGCCCUCACCAACUCCUCUGUACACCCGAGCAUGAUGGGAGUCAACUCUUUUAGCGGGCAACUCGCUGUCAAUGUUUCUGAGUCAUCACAAGUCACCAAUCAGGGCUUCAACCGUAACACGAGCAGCGUAUCGCCCCACAGCUACGCCCCCAGCACCACCCCCCAGCAAUCCAACUACAGCUCCGUCACAACCAGCAUGAACGGCUACGGAAACACAGCCAUGUCCAAUCUCGCUGGAUCGCCCAGCUUCCUCAACGGAUCAGCUGCCAACUCACCCUAUGCCAUUGUUCCAUCUAGUCCCACAAUGGCUUCAUCCACCAGCCUCCCAUCCAACUGUAGCAGUUCCUCUGGAAUCUUUUCCUUCUCUCCAGCCAAUAUGGUGUCAGCCGUCAAACAAAAGAGCGCCUUUGCCCCUGUGGUCCGACCUCAGGCCUCACCACCUCCCACCUGCACCAGUUCCAAUGGAACCAGCCUACAAGACCAGUCCUUCGUGGACACUGGCAAGUUCCUCAGUACAGGCUCUCUGCAGGGCUUGGCCUUCUCCUGAACUAUCUCCGGGAUGAUUGCACCUCCCAUGUGAAACAAAUCACAGAGGAACUCAUCGAGAGUUUACUGUUAGAGAAAUUCACCUCUCACGUUUGGGAAGAACUCCUUUCUCUCGCUUCGAUCGAGAGCACCUUUUAACUCAGGCCUCUGUAUAGAGGAACCAUAGAACUGCGGAUUUAGACAAUGGCAAACACACAAAGAAAGACUUUGCAAUCACAAGAAUUGUUUGUCAAUCAUAUCAUUGUCAUGGAUCCCUGGACUGCCUAAAAGAUUCUCAAAGAACAAGAAGACCCUCGGGCACCAACAUUACCAUUACCAUGUGCUUGACAUGAUGUCCUUGGCUAGAUAUGCACCAAGAGCUUUUAGAUAUCCGAUCUUCUGAAAUGAUACUUCACGACCAUCUGUACGGAAUGCAGAAGAUCAUUUUAUAGUCAUGAAAGAAGUCCACUUUUUUGCUAUGUGUUUUGUAAUUAUUUUGAAAUGCCAUAAGAGAAUGAUGAUUGACAGAGUGUUUUUUUGCUUUAGGUCUGGUUGUCCUCAGCCUGAAAUAAUUUUAGGAUCUUUAAAUGGAAAAGGUUAGGAGCAAACGGUGGGUACCAAGACGUGGUCUAAUAUGUGACCGUCUUGUCAUAGCAUGAAUCAUUUUAUAUUUGGUUUUGAAACUCUAUAUCAGUCCAUUAGUACCCCCCUUCCCUUAUCACUAUUUACCU
Nanorana parkeri is the source of this 2576-nucleotide messenger RNA. It is a transcript of the gene EBF1, whose product is annotated as early B-cell factor 1. The transcript has 17 exons. Lineage: Eukaryota; Metazoa; Chordata; Amphibia; Anura; Dicroglossidae. Bases 53 to 1867 code for a protein of 604 amino acids. The record is from RefSeq and is a predicted model, not a curated record. Gene Ontology annotation, biological process: regulation of transcription by RNA polymerase II. Gene Ontology annotation, molecular function: DNA-binding transcription factor activity, RNA polymerase II-specific; RNA polymerase II cis-regulatory region sequence-specific DNA binding.